AUGACCACUUUGGUGAAAAACAAUGCUGAUACUGAACCAGAAUCUGAAUCUGAACGAUCCAAAGAAUCUGAAGAUGAAAACACUAAUGCUGAAAACAUCAACAGAAACAAAAUAUUGAUGACUUCACUGAAGCAUUCCCAAGAAACAGAAGACAAAAGGGAAAUGAGUGAUAGUAAUGGAUCAAACAACCAACAAAGAUUAUGGAAGAAACCAACCAAUAGAGUCAACAAAGGUCAAGGUUAUAAAUCUAAAUCUACCACCAGUAAUUCGUUACUUGAAACGAAUUUCACAACCUUGGAUGAAGCUGAAUACAUCAGAUACUAUAGGCAAAACCACAAGAACUCAAACGCCAAAAUUCUAUCAAACAUCUUGAAAGAAAUGAACCAAGAAAUUGGAGAAUUGAAACCUGACUCUGACUACUUGAAAUGGUUCCACCUCAAGUUGAAUCAACCAUCUCAAUCUUCAACGCAUAACAUGUGUGCAUUCAAACAUCACAAUUCCAAAAUUAACAAUGGAAUGAAAUUUGACUUCAGUAUGCUUGAAAAGCUAACAACAAUUAAUUUACUAGUUUUAGAUUUGAAAGAUAUCAAUCAUUACAAAAAGAUGUGUAAAACUAAUUUCAAGUACAACAAACCAUUACUGCCAAUAUUAUCAACUAAAGAUGCUAUUAUCUAUGACUCAAAGAUAAGAAAUGAUUUGAAUCAAGAUGUAUCGACAUCGAGCAUAAAUGGUGAGUUACAAGAUCCAGAGAAUAAAAGACGUUUGACUUCAGAUGAAGAUAUGAAAAAUAAAGAAGAAGUUGAUAAACAAAUUAAAAGUAAAUCAACUGAAAAUGAAGAAGGAAAAAUCAAUGUUGGUAGAGUUACUAGACCAAAACUCAAGUUGAGUGAAACAGCCAAAGAAGAUGAAAUGAGAGAAACUACUGAAACUGAUGACAAAGAAGAGAAAUAACUUCAUUUACUUAUUGGAACUAUUGCAAGUUGGUGCAUUAGAAGAAAACAGUGACAUUAAACCUUCAGAUGCAAUCCACAAGCCAAAAUGAAAAAAAAUUCCGAUUCUGCUAUAAAGGAAAUAUUGAAUGAUGAAGGACAAAAAAGUUCAUUGAAAAACCAACAAAUUCUGUCAUAAACUUUGAAGUUAUUGAAAGUCCAACUCAUGAAUGUUGAUGAAUUAGAACUGUGUACUGCAAGUGAGAGUACAAUUGCAUUGAUUGUCAUUACACAAGAACUGGAACUCAUACUUUUGUCAUUGUUUUAUCACGUUGAAAAGAAUUUACAUAUCCAGUUACUAUUCUGUUGGCUUACUACAACAUUGAAUUAUGUUAUUGUUACGGAUUAUUGAAGACUGCAUAUUAAUCCC
This is a messenger RNA of Hansenula anomala, 1359 nucleotides long. RefSeq lists its product as uncharacterized. The transcript is spliced from 6 exons. Lineage: Eukaryota; Fungi; Ascomycota; Saccharomycetes; Phaffomycetales; Wickerhamomycetaceae. The coding region runs from base 1 to 951 and encodes 316 amino acids. The record is from RefSeq and is a predicted model, not a curated record.